AGAGCGUACUGUAAUUGUAUCCCGUAUUAGGAUUGUAUAAUUUCUACAUCCAAACAGUUGCUAAGUACUUCAACCUAGGAUGAAGAUUAAAGCGUCUUUUGAGUACCAAGAAGGAACAGGGAAGAGUGAACUUCACUGAUACAAAGAUGCGACCUCCUUCAAUCCACAGUAGUUUCUUCUCCUCUCUUAAGCAGGUUGAGAAGAGAUUGAAAUCGGAAGAUUCAUCGCAGUUAACAACUCACUGCUCUUCAUCAUCAACAGAUCAUCUGGGUUCCCCCAUUUUUCUCAACUACGAUCAUACCAACAACAGCUCGAGCCUCCAAGACAGCGAUCCCCCUCAAGAUUUUCUCUCGCAUUCCAUUGAUUUCCCCCCGACCCAGGAAGACCCAACUCAACUGGACAUUGAACAACACAAUGAGACCGUCAAUGAGGCUGAAGACAACAAGGACGAUAUCGAGCAGUUAAUCGAACUCCUGGGUUUGUCAGAGUUGAAAUUGGAAGAAGACGAUGAAAAAGAAGGAAGAGAGAAGAGAUUAAUCAAUGGAACUUCUGGGUCAUGCUUUUGUGAUGGUGGGUUUUAUUCAAAGAUUGCUGGGGUGAAUGGACCCAAAUGUGAGAAAGAAAUGGAGAGAUUGAAUGGAUGGAUUAAGUACUUGUUAAAUGAUGGUGAGGAGGGCAGGAGCGAACCAUUGAGUUUGGUUUACUUGCUUCUGGGCAGAGCUGCUUGUGCUGAUGGUCUUGAAGGGCUUGAAUUCCCUUCAACUAUAGAAGAGUUUCUGCAGAAUGAUCCCCCCAAGUAAAGAGAGAGAGAGAGAGAGAGAGAGAGGGAUUCUCCGGAUUACUAUGUAAUUUUUAUGAAAAUUAUUGACUCUUAGCAAUUCUUCAUUGUAAGUUAUUACUAUCAAAAUAUUUGGGUUUGCUCA
Messenger RNA from Macadamia integrifolia, 923 nucleotides. RefSeq lists its product as uncharacterized. The record is from RefSeq and is a predicted model, not a curated record. The coding region runs from base 147 to 800 and encodes 217 amino acids. The transcript is spliced from 2 exons. NCBI's taxonomy places the organism in Eukaryota, Viridiplantae, Streptophyta, Magnoliopsida, Proteales, Proteaceae.